CUCUCUCUCUUUCUCUCGCUCGCGCUCGCGAAAUACACGAUUUCUCUCGAAGCAAGAUCGCAAGGGUACAUGCAUGGAUUGUUGGAUCUAGGAGAAGUGAGAAGUUCUCUUUUUGGGCAUAUAUCUUGGACAUUGAAUGAUGGCUUCGCUUCGAUGAAGUUUUUGAGCAACAUGGAUGCCAACAGAGGUCAAGGAGGUAUUCAGCUCUUGCUUGCUGCAGAGCAAGAGGCUCAGCACAUUGUUAAUGCUGCUAGGACCGCUAAAAUGACCAGAUUGAAACAAGCAAAAGAAGAAGCUGAUAGGGAAAUUGCUCAAUACCGUGCUCACAUGGACGCUGAAUUCCAAAAGAAAAUUGCAGAGAGUACUGGUGACUCUGGAGCUAAUGUCAAGCGCCUUGAACAAGAAACUGAAUGCAAGAUUCAGUACCUGAAAGAGGAGGCCUCAAAGAUCUCACUUGAUGUGGUUGACAUGCUUCUGAGGUAUGUCACAACUGUGAAGAACUAAGUCUCACCAGAAAUCAGUUAUCAUCUGCGAAAUCUUUCUUUCAUUGGAGUGCUACAAAUUCCACUAUAGCAGUCUUUUCUUUCCAAUUUAUCCAUCUCUGGAGUAGCUGUCUAGUUUGCUGUAAUUUUUAUUGCUUAAAUGAUCUAGUGAGUUUAUCAGAAAAAUAAUGGUUCAGACUCUCUAUAUCUGUAGAAUUUACGGUCAACAUUUUCUCUCUGUGGUGAAUAAAAAAAAGCAGAGAAGUUCCUUUA
Nymphaea colorata (pocket water lily) is the source of this 755-nucleotide messenger RNA. Its product is annotated as V-type proton ATPase subunit G1-like. Gene Ontology annotation, biological process: proton transmembrane transport. The transcript has 5 exons. The record is from RefSeq and is a predicted model, not a curated record. Gene Ontology annotation, cellular component: vacuolar proton-transporting V-type ATPase complex. NCBI's taxonomy places the organism in Eukaryota, Viridiplantae, Streptophyta, Magnoliopsida, Nymphaeales, Nymphaeaceae. Gene Ontology annotation, molecular function: proton-transporting ATPase activity, rotational mechanism. The coding region runs from base 70 to 504 and encodes 144 amino acids.